GUGUCGCUGGAUUAACCCGCCCACUGCACGCUGAUUGGUCGCCGCGCCUGUCAAUCAUCGGCUGAGGUUGCGCCCUGUUAUCCAGGCAGAUUAUGAAGCAGCAGUGUUCAGCAUCAUCUCUGGCAGACUCAUCUGGAUGUAUACAUGGCAUCAACGUGGCUUGCGUUAUUUUCCUUUGUUUUCCUGCAGAUAUCCUCGUCUUAUGAGCAGCUGUCUGCCUUUGUGGAAGGAAGCUCAGAUGAUGCACCAUCCCAAGACAUCAGCAUUCAAGAAAGUGGGGUGGACGGCGAUGGCUCGGUGUUUGUGGCCGAAGCACGUCUCAGACGAGCGCUGCAGCCGUACGGAUGGCAGCUUCACGCUCCUCCACGCAGGAAGUUGCUGCAGUCUCCAGGAAUGUUGCCGUACUCUCCUCUGAGUGUGACGUACAACGGCAAGACCUGCAUCCUCUUCAGGGCCCGCAAACUGGCCAUCAGGUACAGGAAUCACAGUUUAGUGGACCUCACAGAGCGAAUCUUCAGCCCAGACACACCGGUGGACACCAAAGGCUCCUUCUGCAGUAAAGAUAAAGCCAUACUCAAUCUACGGUUUGGCGACGUGGAAGAUCUUAGAGGCCUCUCCAUAAGGCUACAGAUGUCAAAUACGUUCUACGAGUCGGCGGGACAGAACUGGUUCACUCUUGAUAACGUGCACAUCCAUUACAACUGGACGUACGAGGCCACGUUCAACGCUACAGAUGUGUACGCGCCCUCCACCAACUCAUAUCACUGCCAGCACGUCAGCAGCCUGCAGAAGUACGACACGCUGCUGGUGCCCAGCGCCAACACCGACCACGCCGCAAACUGGCACAUCACCUUCACUGACUUCCAGAUCCAGGCGUUCAACGUUCAGUCCAGUAAGUUUGCGUCGGCCAGCGACUGCGCGACCUUCUUCACCCCAGCGAUCCUGAUGGGUCUGAUCACGUCUCUGAUCCUGCUGCUGGUGUUAGCGUACGCUCUGCACAUGGUGGUUCAUCUGAAGCACAUCGACCGCUACGAAGAGCACAAGACCACCGUCUACUUCCCUCGCAGCACAGAAGCGGAGUGCACAGAGAAGAACAACCUCUAGGGUCCUGUCGCAGGCCGAGAGACGGACACUUCUGUGACUGUGAGCUCUGGAACUAAAAUCAGCGGCGGCCAGACAGGAGAAACUCCCAUCUGCACGGGGAACCAGGGCUCUUUGGGACUGACUGCACCACGGCAGUGACAUCAUUGUGGUGGGACAGUGGAAGUCCGAAUCGGGUUCCUUCGGGAGCUUUACAGGCUCAGUGCAUGGGAGGAUUUGGAGAUAUCAGCCAGUUCUCACCAAAAACCUAGGAAUUAAACAUUCAGCGUGAGGUUUCAUGAGCGCUCAUUUCUGAUGGAGAUCUUCAGAUGUUUGAAUGCAAUUCGAAAUAGCACAAUAAUCAAUAUAUCUUACAUUUGCAUCGCCUGUCUUUUAACUUAAUAAUACUGAUGCUUCUUUAAAGUCAACAUGAAAUGUGUUUGCAACCAAUUUACCUUUGUAAUAAUAUGAGAUAUUUGCACAUGAAACAGGACAAGCAUGUAGAAAAACUUGAUUUUUCCAUCUGCAACUGAUGGUGCACAACAAUACAAUGAAAUCAAGGAACAGUAAAUAGCAUCAUUUUUGAUUUCAUGUUGACUUUGAAGUUUUAAACUAUGAAUAAACCAUUAUGAUUGUGUAAUAUAGUUUUAAUUUGAUGAUCAAUUAAAUAAAUGAAAAAAGGAAUGCUAAAGGCCCGUUCACACUAAGAAUGAUAACGAUAUCUAUAUUUGCGUCCACACCAACGAACGAUAACGGUCUGUUUAUUGUAAGCUCACGCGCUGUGGUUUCAAAGUGUGUACAAUGUGUUUUUGCUGUUCUUGUUGCAUUUACACGCUUUAACCAGCAGAUGUCCUCAGCAUACUAUGUUUCGAGUGAAUAGCUAGUGUAAUCGAUCUAAUCUAACAGUGAAUUAGCUGACGAAAACAAUAUAGUGGAAUAAAAACAAUGCCUAGUCUUUUUCACUGCAACUUCAAAGGAUGCUAGACAAUGUUAGCGAAACUAGCGCUGGUCACCUGAAAUAAUUAGGGGUUCAAGCGCGUAGUGCUGAAACUAUUGUAAUUGUUAAAUUUUCCAAGGAUCAGCAUUCUCCCACAAAAGUGAUCGGGCAGACCAAACGGUAAGUCGUAGAGACUUUAAACUUUGAGGGCUGGUAGUACUCAUACCGCCAACAACGUCACCAAUGCUCGGCCUGACGGGGGCGCUACAGCACGAAAUGGCUUAUAACUCCUGAACCGUUAGGCGUAGGCUCGGGUGUCUUAUAUCGUUGGAAUCCUUGGCUCAAGGCGAAAUUUCCGGGUAUAGAACUGUGAACUAGUCCUAGGUAUUUGACCCAGUCGGAACCAAACCAGUGCAGAAAUGUUCUCUGUAGUCUGAAUAUCAAUAAUUAUCAAAAAAUUUUUAAUUUUGAUUCACGGUCGCUAAGGGACGCCAAAACGAACAAUGAGGGUGGAGCCACUUUUACUAAAAUGGCUAUAACUCAAGAACAAAAUUAGAUAUUUGCACCAAACUCAGUACACGUAUGUAGGGGCUCAAUCUUUGGUCAUGGUAAAAAAAAUCGCGUCAAUUGGACACUAGCUGGCGCUAUAACUUGAAAAAACGUGAAAACAGCUGUAAUUAUGCAACCGUUUGUCCGAUCGACUUGAAAUUUGGCAUGCAGUGUCUUGGUCCAAGGGGGCAUGAUAGUCUAUGAGGACAUUGGCGUAUCUCAAAAAACAUGGCCGCCAUUGGCCAAUGAAGUUUGUGCACCUAUUUGACAAGGUUAACGGAGGCCGAUUGGAACGAAACUUGGUGGGCAUGUUCGACUCAUGGUUAUUUUCACGAGAGUGACGUCCUUAGACUUCUGAAACCUUGCCGAGUCCAGCGAUACCAGACAUGCCAGGUUUUGGCUUACAGUUUGUGCAAUGUUGUGAUUUAGUGCUUAAAAAACUUUUGCAAAUAUCUUCAAAACCGCUUGUCCGAUCGAGACAAAACCAGCGUAGGAAACACGGAACCUAAAUUAGUUAACUAAAUGCUACUGCCCAAAUGUCAAAAUUUUGAUAGGAAAUCGCAAAAAAGGGUCAUUUUUAUGUUCUCAUAUAUAUAAGUAUAUAUAACUUCAAAACGAAAUGAGAUAUUUUCACCAAAAUUAACACACAUAUGUAUUGGCAAACUGAGGACACCCCAAAAAAGUGUUGGAGAUCAGGCAAUAGGUGGCGCUAUAACUGUCAAAAAACCUUUUAAAACCAUAUUUUUCCUUACUAAAUUGCCUGUAUUGGCCGUAAAUGGUCUUUUCCAUCUAUUAUCCAAGUGUUUACAUGCUUGCUAAAUAAAAUAUAAUAACUUUUUAUGUGCUUAAAGGUCUUAAAUGCUUGAACCCCGAUAAAUGCUGCUUGCAGCUUUAAUUUUAUUUUACUGUUUGCUAGCCUGGCAUAAUGAUCUCAUCUGUAAUACUUCUCACCAUUUAUUCCGGGGAUUAUGACCGAUUGUUUUCCAUUUUCUUUAAAGUAUCCUCGUCAAACAGCCUUUUCUGUACCUCAGCAAAUAACUUCUCCGCAACGUUGUCCGCCAUUUUAAAUGCGCGAGCGCUUAAAUUAGAACGGAUUCUGAUUGGCUGUCAGUGUUUUAUCAUUUAACAGCAGGAAAAAAAUAGUUCUGAAAGUGAUCCCUACGAUAUCGUUAUGGCUGGGUUGUGGACAGUGGAUCGUAGUUAUCGUUCUUGGUGUGAACUGGACUUAACAAUUAAUAAUAAAGCAUACUGCGUAAUGGUUUCAAUACAGUGUUUAACCAGCAAAUAUUUUAACACAUUUUCCUUGAGAAGUUGCAAAAAAAUUAAGACAUAAUUUAUUAAUUACUGACGUUAUUUUGAAAGUAUGUAUUUUUUAAAAUUAUUGUCAUGGUAUUUUUGUGUAGAUUGUAUGUUAACUCUGGUUUUUGUAAUUUCGUAUUUAAUUUUUUCAGUCUUUUGUGUAUGAUUUCAUGCUGAGCCUUUGGCUGUGGUGAAGAGCGGCUUCUUAUUACUUGGAUUUUAAGCAAAACAACAAUGGAAGCAACAUGACGUCUGUUGUGUAGUGAACAUGCUGCAUGCCAGUGGCUAGAGACAUUUCACAACCUGAAUAAUCAGAUGGUUUGCGUUGUACCAUGUACUGUAUAUUGGUAAUAAUCAUAAUGUGCUAAAUAAGGGAAAAUAUGUUUGUUUUCUUUCAUGUACACAUGUAUUUGGGAACAUAUUAAUAGCUUAACUUUGUUCAGCAGACAUUUAUGCAGAUAAAAUGGAGAGAUGUGAAAUGGGCUAUGAUGUAUUAAUAUUUGAUGAUUAUUAUUGCCCUCUCAGUUGAGUUCAAUAAAACCAGCAGCACAGUUGCGUUUCAAAAUUA
Molecule: messenger RNA, 4433 nt
Organism: Ctenopharyngodon idella (grass carp)
Lineage: Eukaryota; Metazoa; Chordata; Actinopteri; Cypriniformes; Xenocyprididae
Gene: atp6ap1la
Product: ATPase H+ transporting accessory protein 1 like a
Exons: 7
Coding region: 145-1104 (319 amino acids)
Cellular component (GO): proton-transporting V-type ATPase complex
Source: RefSeq, a predicted model, not a curated record